Penicilliopsis zonata CBS 506.65 is the source of this 1194-nucleotide messenger RNA. RefSeq lists its product as hypothetical. Bases 118 to 1053 code for a protein of 311 amino acids. The transcript is spliced from 2 exons. Lineage: Eukaryota; Fungi; Ascomycota; Eurotiomycetes; Eurotiales; Aspergillaceae. The record is from RefSeq and is a predicted model, not a curated record.
CUUCCGAUCUCUUAUCUCCGAGGCGACAUCAUAGUUUUUGGGGGACGACCUAUUCGUCUAGCAUGGUAAACCGUCUGGCUUUUUUAAAAGAAAAAAAAGAGAAAAAAAGCCAUCGCUAUGAGUAAGCUCCUCGUCGUGUUUGGAGCCACAGGCAACCAGGGCGGAUCCGUGGUCUCCUUCGUCCUCAACGACCCCGAGCUUUCCUCGCAGUACAGGCUGCGAGCUGUGACUCGCGAUCCAUCCGGGCCUGCCGCGCAGGCUCUGACGAAACAAGGUGUAGAAGUCGUCCAGGCGGACUUCGACGACCAGGCGUCGAUUCAGGCCGCCCUGCGCGACGCCCACACCGUCUUCCUCGUCACGGUGAGCAUCUACGGGCCUGACGGAAAGGAAAAGCAGUCCCAGCAGGGCAGGUUUGUCGCCGACACCGCCGUCGCACAGGGGGCGCAGUAUCUCAUCUUCAGCACGGCCCCGAGCGUGACCAAGACGUCUGGCGACAAGUACCGCAACGUGGACAUCUUCGAUGUGAAAGCCGAGCUGGAGGAAUACAUCCGCGGGCUGCCUGUGCGGAGCGCCUUCUUCAGCGUCGGCUCCUUUAUGCAGAACUACCACACCGGGCUGCGGCCCCGCCCCGUCGGUGACGGCACGUACUCCAUCAGCUCCCCUGUGUCGCCGCAGACGCGGACCGCCCUCAUCGACAUCUCUGGCGACUCCGGCAAGUUUGUGGGCGCCAUCCUGGCGGACCCGGAGCGGUUUGCAGGCUCGUCGCUCUUCGCCGCCACGGCGACGUAUACCUUUGAAGAGAUCGCCGGGGCCCUCAGCGCCGCCACAGGCAAGACGGUGAAAUACACUCAGCUGCCCGAAGGCUUGUAUCGCUCCUUUUUCCCCAAGGAGGCGGCUGCGACCCGGUACGUCGAGAUGUUCGCGUACAUCCAGGACUUUGGCUAUUUCGGACCGCAGACAGAGGAGCUGGUCCGCUCGUCGGCUGCCAGUGCGCGGGGGAAGGUGACGACGUUCGAGGAGUUCCUGCGUCGGGAGCCAUUGGUUUUGGAGUAGAUAUGAGACAGGUCUUCAGCGUUGUGUGUACAGAACAGAAAAGACUUUGACGUCGUUGGAAAAGAAUAAACACAUGACUCGACUUCACAUGACUUCACAUGACUUCUCACAUGACAAUUUUCUUUCCGUCUCAGAAACUCC